Clupea harengus (Atlantic herring) is the source of this 2313-nucleotide messenger RNA. It is a transcript of the gene nfkbie, whose product is annotated as nuclear factor of kappa light polypeptide gene enhancer in B-cells inhibitor, epsilon. Gene Ontology annotation, cellular component: cytosol. Gene Ontology annotation, molecular function: NF-kappaB binding. Lineage: Eukaryota; Metazoa; Chordata; Actinopteri; Clupeiformes; Clupeidae. Gene Ontology annotation, biological process: cellular response to tumor necrosis factor. The record is from RefSeq and is a predicted model, not a curated record.
UUGCGCUCAGAGUAGCUCAUUCACAUGGCGCUUCCCUCUCCUGUGAGCAGCUCACAUGCUCUGAGCUAGGCAGGCUUAAAAUAAGUUUUCAAUGUUCCAAAAUGAUUUGACGUCAGACUCUAGCUAAUGUGGCAACUUUUAGUAGCCGUAUGCGUAGCCUACAACUGCAAGACUUUUCGGGAGUUUGAAAGCAUAAGAGUUUCUCUCUUUUUUUGGCCCGAGGUAAACGCGGAGCUAUCGGUGUUGGCAUGAAACGUAACAAUAUCUCGUCCCUGUGGUUUCACGACGGAACGGCUAUAUUUCAGGUGAGAUCAACUUCAUCUAUUUGGAGCGGGCCCACUCCAAAGCGCCGGGUACAUCGUCGGGAGCAGGUCAACAUCUGACUGCAUUAUGGCGAGCGGCGACGAGGAGAAGGGGAAAGUUGAUUUGUUAGAGGAUAACCGAAUUGACUCUGGUAUCGACUCUUUCAAGUCACUCACUAAAGACGAGCAUUAUUCCAAGCCUACACAAGAACUGAAUCCGGAUGAUGGAGAUGCUAAAGACAAACUCGACAGCGUGACCGAGGAACGCAAUGACUCUGCGUACACUUCAUCCUCUAUCACAGUCGACAACAUUACUGUCAUUUUAAAGAGUUGCUUGACUCCAGGCUCUGAUGACACGGAGAACGCCGAGACCCACAAUGAUCACAAGGAACAGGAAGUUAAUCCUCUAACCACCAUUACAGAUGAUGGAGACACCAUCCUGCACCUAGCCAUAAUCCACGAGGCUGUAGAUUUUGCAGAUCAGUUGAUCAAGCUGUUUCCCAAAGAGAUCCUGAACCUUCAGAACAACUUAUAUCAGACACCAUUACACCUGGCCACGUACCUGGACCUGCCGCCGGUGGUGCGGAGGCUGGUGGAGAGGGGGGCCAGUCUGGCCCUGCAGGACCACGAUGGGAACACCCCGCUCCACGUUGCCUGUGAGCAGGGCCGUGGGGAGUGUGCCAGUGAGAUGACCCGGGAUAUCCCGCCCAGCCAGCUCAUCCUGGUACUGGAAGCCCAGAACUGGAGAGGUAUCACCUGUCUCCACCUGGCUACGCUGCGCAGACGCCAUCGGCUCAUGAAGGUCCUCAUCAAGAAGGGCGCCUACCUGAACGCACAGGAAGGGACGAGUGGCAAGACCCCGCUACACAUGGCUGUGGAGCUCCACGACGUCACGGCCGUGACCCUGCUGCUGAACAAGGGGGCGAACGUCGACGCUGCCAUGUUCAAUGGCUGCACGCCGCUGCACCUGGCCGUUGGCAGGCAAGACGCCACCAUUGCCAACCUUCUGUGCCAUUCGGGCGCCGACCAGAUGAUCAGGAACAUGGAGGACGAGACAGCGCUAGACCUCGCCGAUGGAAACGAUGACAUCCUUGCCCUGUUCCCCUUUGAUGACAUUCAGAUCUCUGGAAGGUCCGUGGUCGGGGUGAAUUUCUAGAUCAAAGAGCAAGACGAGGCACGCUCAUAGAACAAGCCAAAAUGCCUUUCACUCACUGGGAACCUCAUAAUAUCUGUAGAUAUUUAAAUAUGUAUAGAAAACAGUAUCUCUAUCCAAAGCAACUACUGCUUCAAGUCCUUAGGAUUGAAGUACAUAUCAUGAAUUUUCAUCAUCGUGGCUUGAAGAAAUCUUACACCAUUAAAGGUACAAAUAUUUAAAGACAGUCUGUCAAGUUGAUUGUUAUAGUAUACAGUAUGUUGAUCUAAUCAGGCUAUUUUUCUCUUUUCUGAAAUAAGUUAUACAUCAUAGGCCUUUGUGCAUCUUGUAAUGGAAAAGUUUUGCUGUGUAUGAUUUAACAGUAGUUUUAUAGGAUGGGAGGAAUGCUUUCAACCACUUGUGCCCAGCAAGUUAGUGUUAGAUCAUCUCUACCUUGUAAAUUGUAAAUUUCAGUUGGCUGGAAUUGUUUUUAUGUUACAUUGUCUCAAGUGCAGUGCUCUCAGAUUUGUCACUAGGAAAUAUGGAAACAAUGGAAAUAUACCCUGGUCAGUUGAAACUAAUACGUUGUUCACAAAUAUAUCGCCUUUGGCAGUAAACCGUGUCUAAGACAUUGAUUUGAGAAAUGCACUCUAUUCUGAAGACUUUUCUUAUUUAAAUAAACGAUCAUACCAAGAUGGCUCUAUGUGGGUACGAGUUGGUGCCUCAUUUUGUUAUGAUCAUACUUGUACAGAUACGCUGUUCAUUUGAGUCGUGAGUAUCGUCAGGGGUUAACUGAUGGGUUUUACUGGAUGGCAUUCAGUUAGUUUCUCCAAAUUAACAACAGUAGUCUAUGUUUUCUAAUAAAAAAAAAUAAAAUGA